CAUUCCCAGUUUCACCCUCUCUGCUUCUUCCCAACCUAACCAUUCGCCUCGUCUCGGUCUCCAAAGCCCAGCUCCAGCUCCAGCUCCAGCUCCAAUAAAUAGUCAACAGUCUCUCGACUCCAUAUAAACAUCCUCCUCCGUCCGUUUCCACCUCGCACGAAGCUCCUCGCUCUUAUCGCAUCACACUUGCUUCUCUCCCCUUAACCAUUUUUUUACUUCAAAAUGGUUCACCUUACAACCGUCAACACGCCCCCAGACUCGGCCUCCGCCUCCGGCGCCGAGGACUCGUCGAACGCCGCCAACCUCCGCCAGGUCCAGCAGCAGCUCAAGAAGGUCCAGCUCCAGCUCGCUGACCAUGACGACUGCUACACCACCAGCGUCUACGGCUCCCGCUUCGCCAAUCAGGACCUCCCCAAGAGCGAGAUGCCCGAGAGCGAGAUGCCCAAGGAGGUUGCCUACCGCAUGAUCAAGGACGAGCUCAGUCUCGACGGUAACCCCAUGCUCAACCUGGCCUCCUUUGUGACGACUUACAUGGAAGAAGAAGCCGAGAAGCUCAUGGCCGAGAGCUUCAGCAAGAACUUCAUCGACUACGAAGAAUACCCCGCCUCAGCAGACAUCCAAAACCGCUGCGUCUCCAUGAUCGGCAAGCUCUUCCACGCCGACGUGGGCGCGGGCGAGGGCUUCGGUGCCGUCGGCACCUCGUGCGUCGGCUCCUCCGAGGCCAUCAUGCUCGCCGUCCUUGCCAUGAAGAAGCGCUGGAAGAACAAGCGCCAGGCCGAGGGCAAGUCCACCGAGCACCCCAAUAUCGUCAUGUCCUCCGCCGUCCAGGUCUGCUGGGAAAAGGCAGCCCGCUACUUCGAGGUCGAGGAGAAGCUCGUCUACUGCGCGCCCGACCGCUACGUCAUUGAUCCCCAGGAGACGGUCGAUCUCAUUGACGAGAACACCAUUGGUAUCUGCGCCAUUCUGGGUACCACGUACACGGGCGAGUAUGAGGACGUCAAGGCUGUCAAUGACUUGCUGAUUGAGAAGAACCUCGAUGUGCCCAUCCACGUUGAUGCCGCCAGUGGAGGCUUCGUCGCCCCCUUCGUCGUGCCUGACCUCGAGUGGGAUUUCCGUCUGAAGAAUGUUGUCUCAAUCAAUGUGUCUGGUCACAAGUACGGCCUCGUUUACCCCGGUGUCGGUUGGGUGGUCUGGCGUUCCGCCGACUUCCUCCCCCAAGAACUUGUCUUCAACAUCAACUACCUCGGCGCAGAUCAAGCCUCUUUCACCCUCAACUUCUCAAAGGGCGCCUCCCAGGUCAUUGGCCAAUACUACCAGCUCAUUCGCCUCGGCAAGAAGGGCUACCGGGCCAUCAUGUCAAACCUCACCCGUACCGCAGACUAUCUCUCCCAGUCCCUCGAGGUCCUCGGCUUCCGCAUCAUGUCCAAGCGCUCCGGCGAAGGUCUCCCCCUCGUCGCAUUCCGCCUCCCCGAAGUCCCCGCUGGCGCCGAGGACGAGCCGGGCGUCCGUCACUACGACGAGUUCGCGCUUGCGCACCAGCUUCGCGUCCGCGGCUGGGUCGUGCCGGCCUACACCAUGGCGCCCAAGACCGAUGACCUCAAGAUGCUCCGCGUCGUUGUUCGUGAAGACUUUUCUAAAUCGCGUUGCGACGCCCUCAUUACCGAUAUCAAGCUCUGUAUGGGCCUGCUCGAGCAGAUGGACCAGGACGGCGUCAAGAGGCAGCAGGAGUACAUCAACAAGCAUCACCUCACCAGCUCGAAAUCAACCCACAACCACCCAAAGUUCAGAAAGGAAAAGCAUUCCCUACAGGGUAAGACUGGCAAAACGCAUGCCAUCUGCUAAGUCCUUCCGCGGCUGCUGUCAUAAAGACGGGAAUUACUUACGGCACGAAAUAAACGAUUGACACGACGCAUACGACGGCUCCACUGGUGAGGUGGUGGCGGCCACGGUGAUGGCUUCAAGGCCGGACUAGGUUUGGGUAAAGUAGGCUGGCGGUAGAGGGGGGGAUAUACUACACGAGUGGAUAGGAAGGGUAGUUUUCCUCGCACCUGUAUUUUGCUCAAGAGGUUUGUAGAGGAGAAAAGAAUACACCAGUCAUUGGAUCUA
Molecule: messenger RNA, 2106 nt
Organism: Colletotrichum phormii
Lineage: Eukaryota; Fungi; Ascomycota; Sordariomycetes; Glomerellales; Glomerellaceae
Product: glutamate decarboxylase
Exons: 6
Coding region: 223-1842 (539 amino acids)
Biological process (GO): L-glutamate catabolic process
Cellular component (GO): cytosol
Molecular function (GO): glutamate decarboxylase activity; pyridoxal phosphate binding
Source: RefSeq, a predicted model, not a curated record